Molecule: messenger RNA, 700 nt
Organism: Suillus subaureus
Lineage: Eukaryota; Fungi; Basidiomycota; Agaricomycetes; Boletales; Suillaceae
Exons: 1
Coding region: 1-654 (217 amino acids)
Source: RefSeq, a predicted model, not a curated record
AUGAUCGCAGUGUCAGGGAUGUGGGCUGUCAAAAUAUCGACGUGGAGCUCCUCACCUUUCGACUUGACUGCCGCACUGAUCCACCACACCCAAUUGAUCCCUAUCGAUUUGCGGUGCAUGCGUUGUGUGUCUGACCUAGACACGUUUGGAGGUCCAGCGAAGCCAUCAGAGAUACAGCCCUCUGCGUGGCAUGCUCAUCCUGGCAUCCGGAAAGUUAUCAUUUUUCUCUGGGUGAUCGUUGCAGCAUGCGCUGGAUGGGCCGCACUCGUCAUGUACAUCUGGGACAAGACUGUGUACUCUUUCAGUAACAUAGUGUCCGGGUACGGCAAUGCUCUGACCCUAGAAACGUGGUCGUUCAACUUCCCCAGCGGGCAAUACAUCCAGUAUAGUUCGAGCGGUGUUAUGCUGUUCUCAUGGAUGAACAUGGCAGCUAUCCAGGGGCCAUUAACACUUGGGCUGCAUUGCUCUGAGCUCAUCGCAAAUGUCAUUCGGGACGAAAGACAGUGGAGAUACGCUACCGGAAAGAAAGGACUUACAACGGCAACGAACCCGGUGAAGACGAUUUUCGCUCAUCCCAUUUGUCUCAUACUUUUCGUCGCGAAGCCUUUCCUGCGUGAGUCACUCACGCCUCGUUUUCUUUAUCGGUGUUAUUGAACACCAUCAUCGGCGAUCACAGACUGGAUGUUCGGGUUUUCAUUCA